Messenger RNA from Boleophthalmus pectinirostris (great blue-spotted mudskipper), 2705 nucleotides. RefSeq names its product E3 ubiquitin-protein ligase TRIM21-like. The record is from RefSeq and is a predicted model, not a curated record. The coding region runs from base 66 to 1736 and encodes 556 amino acids. Gene Ontology annotation, biological process: protein ubiquitination. Gene Ontology annotation, molecular function: zinc ion binding; ubiquitin-protein transferase activity; protein binding. NCBI's taxonomy places the organism in Eukaryota, Metazoa, Chordata, Actinopteri, Gobiiformes, Gobiidae. The transcript has 2 exons.
AGACUGACCCAGGAAACACUCCCUCUACAUUUGCUUAAGAGCACCUCAGCACCUCCAGUGCAGACAUGUCCUCCACCAGUGAAAGGAGCUCUGAGGAGACAUUCCUGUGCUCCAUCUGUCUGGAGGUGUUCUCUGAGCCAGUGACCACUCCAUGUGGACACAACUUCUGCCAACAUUGCAUCAAUCAGACCUGGGACACUGAUGGGCCAUGCACAUGUCCUCUGUGUAAAGAGGAGUUCCCGAGCAAACCACAGCUCAGGGUCAACACACUCCUGAAGGAGGUGGUCUCAGGGUCUAAUGUGGAGAAGAACAAGAGCAGCUCUAUGGAUCACAUGCCUCACUUUAAAGAGGUGCAAUGUGACCUGUGCUCUGAGCCCAAGCUAAAGGCCCUCAAGUCCUGCCUGGUGUGUCUGUCCUCCUUCUGUGAGAGCCACCUCCAGCCUCAUCUCACAGUCUCUGGACUGAAAAGACAUCAGCUGAUGGAGCCUGUGGAAAACCUUGAAGACAGGAUGUGUCCCACACACCAGCGCCCCCUGGAGCUAUUCUGUGGCACUGACCAGAUCUUUGUCUGUACCGUGUGUGUCCUAGAGCACAAGAACCAUGAGUUACUGUCUCUGGAGGAGGCGUGUGAGUGCAGGAGAUCCUCUCUAUUGCUGAUUCAGGCUCAGAGCCAGCACAUGGUGGAGCAGAGGAGGCAGAAGAUUCAGGAGAUCCAGAGCCUCCUGGAGCUGAGUGAGACAGAGACACACAGAGAAAGGGCUGUGGGGCUGCAGGCCUUCACUGCUCUCAUGCAGUCUGUUCAGAGGCGUAUGGACCUCUUCCUAGAGGAGCUCCAGGAGAAGCAGAGUCAGAGCCUCAGACGAGCCCAGGAUUUGCUGCAGCAGCUGGAGCAGGAGAUUUGUGAUCUGGAGAAGAGUAGUGCUGAGGCUGAAUGUCUCUCACGCUCUCAUGACCCUCUCCACUUUCUACAGCGCUGCCUUGCACUCACGCCCCCCACUGGUCUUAAGGAGUGGAGCAGCGUGAAUUUUGAGCUGGAGACAUGUGAGGGCAAAGCAGCCCGAGCUCUGUCUCAGCUGGAGAACAGUCUCUCUCAGGAGUUUAACAAACAGUUCAAAGAACUGGCCUCAGAGUCUAAUAAAGCUGAGCUGAGGAGAGCGCAGCAGUGUGCAGUGGAGGUGACUCUGGACCCAGACACGGCUCAUCCUCGACUUGUUCUGUCUGAAGAUCUCAAACAGGUUCAUUAUGGAGCUGUGAGAAAGAAGCUCCCAGACUCUCCUCUCAGGUUUGAUAAAUGUCCCGAUGUUUUAGGAAAACAGAGAUUCUCUUCUGGCAGGUUUUACUUUGAGGUUCAGGUCAAAGGCAAAACAGCCUGGGAUUUAGGAGUGGCCCACGAGUCCAUCAACAGGAAAGGAAUGAUCACUGCAAGUCCCGAACAUGGACAGUGGAGCAUCUCCUUAAGAAACAAUGAUGAGUUCAAAGCUUGGACUGGCCCUUGGACCCGUCUGUCCCCUCAGAGAGCUCCUCAGAAGGUGGGGGUGUUUGUGGAUUAUGAAAAGGGUCUGGUCUCCUUUUAUGAUGCAGAUUCUGCAGAUCUCCUCUACUCCUUCACUGACUGCUGCUUCAGGGAGAAUCUGCUGCCAUAUAUCAGUCCCUGUUUAAAUGCAGAAGGAGCAAACUCUGCUCCUCUGGUUCUCACUGCAGUGGAGACUCUCAGUGAUGUCCAAGUACCAAAGUAAUAACCUAAUGUGUUGUGUGGGAGCAGGGGUUACAUAGGCUUGUGGGCUAAGCAUUGCACAGUCUUCCAUUAAAUACAUCAUAAUAUAAAAAUAAUAAAUUAAAUAUGUUUCUGAUGUUACACAGUGCAGCUUUAAACUGUCCCUGUGUAAACCUUACAUCAUGUAUAUCUUAUUUGUAUCAGUCAGUCUGGUGCAAAUAUGAGGCCUGUGUUUAGUAUUCAUGAUAUUCAGGAGGAGCAUACGUGCUGUUUGUCUAUGGACAGAGAUCGGACAGGAAGUGACAGUCCCUGAGGGGAAGGUACACACCCCCCUCUCUCUUUUCCCCUCUCUUCCUCCCUGUCUUUACCACUCAAUCUCUCUUCCUCUUCCCCUCCUUCUGUCUCUCACCCUCUCCAAAACACCUGCUCAACACCUGCCCCCUACAGACAACACCUGGACACUGACCUUAUGGGGCAGAAGAAAUGCAAGCGGACAGUUUUUAAUUUACUUUUGGGGUGAGGUUAAAUUGGGGUUAUUGAUGCUUUUGAAUUUAAAUUAAAAGUAAAUUAAAAAUAUUGAAAAUUAGACCUGCUGUAUUUAGUACUGUUAUUUUCUCAUCCUGUCUGUUCGUAUCUUUUAAUACAUUUUAUAUCAUCCCUCUAGUAAUUAGGAGUUGAAGAGGCUCAGGAAUUUAAAGCAAACCUGGUAGUAGCAGUAAUAGUACCAUUAGUAUUAGUAGUAUAUAUAGUAGUAGAAGUAGUAAUAGUAAUAGUAGUACUAAUAGUAGUAGCAGUAACAGCAGUAUUAGCAGAAGUAGCUGUAAUAGUAGUAGAAGUAGUAAUAAUAGUAUUAGUAGUCAUAGUAGCAGUAGUAGCAGUAGUCAUAGUAGCAGCAGUAGUAGUAGUAGUAGUAGCAGUAGUAACAGUAGUAGUAGUUGUAGUAGUAAUAGUACCAUUAGUAGCAGUAGUAGUAAAAGGAAUAGUAGUAUUA